Messenger RNA from Exophiala bonariae, 1311 nucleotides. RefSeq lists its product as uncharacterized. Gene Ontology annotation, cellular component: membrane. The coding region runs from base 1 to 1311 and encodes 436 amino acids. The record is from RefSeq and is a predicted model, not a curated record. The transcript has 3 exons. Gene Ontology annotation, biological process: ceramide biosynthetic process. Gene Ontology annotation, molecular function: sphingosine N-acyltransferase activity. NCBI's taxonomy places the organism in Eukaryota, Fungi, Ascomycota, Eurotiomycetes, Chaetothyriales, Herpotrichiellaceae.
AUGGGCCGCCCUCGUCGAGCCUCGAGCAACCUCGGGGGUGAUCCUCGCGGUGAUACUAGUGCACCAGCCCUGGCGACGAUGACCACGCGAUCUGCUUCUUUUCAAAAUUCUGCAAACGGGAAAGACCUGAGGCCAAACUCGAAAAGACGGAAAGCUCGGUCAGCCUUGAGAAAAUGGAAACACAUCUCUCUCAAGCACACCUGGCUCAAUCCUCUAAUUAUCGUCCUGGUUAUCCUCGCGGCCUACUUUGUGGAUCCUGGAGAACACAAUCCCUUUCACAAAGCCAUAUUUCUCUCCUACCCACUGGGUCCGGACUAUCCAGGAGGACCGAAUAUGUACGGCAAAGGCAAGGCAGACAUGGCCUUUGUUGCGUUCUACACCAUCGUGUUGAGUUUCACCAGGGAGUUCUUUAUGCAGAGAGUUAUUCGCCCAGCUGCCAUAUACUGUGGGAUAACCAAACGAGGAAAACAGUGGAGAUUCAUGGAGCAAGUAUACACUGCACUCUACUUCUCCGUCUUCGGUCCUUUCGGACUAUAUGUCAUGUCCAAAGGACCCCUGUGGUACUUCAACACUACGGCAAUGUUUGAGGGGUUCCCUCAUAGAAAGCAUGAGGCCAUAUUCAAAGCAUAUUACUUGCUUCAAGCGAGCUAUUGGGCACAACAGGCAAUUGUGAUUCUUCUGGUUUUGGAAAAGCCACGGAAGGAUUUCAAGGAACUUGUUCUGCACCACAUAAUCACACUGUCUCUCAUCGGACUCAGUUAUCGCUUUCACUUUGCGCGCAUGGGUAUUGCAGUCUAUAUUACACAUGACAUCAGUGAUUUUUUCCUCGCAACCUCAAAGACCCUGAAUUACAUCGACGCCUCGAUAACUGGACCCUACUUCGGCUUUUUCAUUUUUGUGUGGAUAUAUCUUCGACACUAUCUCAAUCUUCGUAUUCUGUGGGCGACUCUAACUGAGUUCCGAACCGUGGGCCCAUUUGAAUUGAACUGGGAGACUCAGCAAUACAAAUGCUGGAUCAGUCAAUACAUCACAUUUGGGCUUUUAGCAAUGCUGCAAGCCGUGAAUCUGUUUUGGCUUUUCCUGAUCCUCAGAAUCGCAAAGAACUAUGUGUUCACUAGUGUUGGACAGGAUGAACGCAGCGAUGAUGAAGACGACGAUGAGGAAGAGGAGGAGUCGGAAGACCACCAAGCUCAGAAAACUAUCAUCGACAGAAAGGCAAACGGUGUUCAACCCGUGGUUCUUCUCAACGGCGAGCCGGUUGAAGCGCAGCCCAAGGCUCCCGGUGUCCGAGAACGGAAGAGAAGGGGUUGA